UUUUGGCUUCUUUAAUUUGCAUUUCUAGCGUAUAAAAACCCCUCCUCAACUGCAGUGGAGCAUCAGACAGUCAUCAGCUUUCUAUCCCUAUACAACAUGAAGUUCCUCAUCGUUUUCGUCGCCCUCUUCGCCUUGGCCGUGGCCCGCCCCAACGAAGUCCAGACCGUGAAGCAGGAUUCCGAUGUGCAGCCCGACAAGUGGAGCUCCGUCCUGGAGACCAGCGAUGGCACCAGCAUCGACCAGCAGGGACGUCUUGAGGACGUUGGCACUGAGCACGAGGCCGCCGUUGUCCACGGAUCCUACUCCUGGGUGGAUGAGAAGACCGGCGAGAAGUUCACCGUGACCUACGUGGCCGAUGAGAACGGAUUCCAGCCCCAGGGCGCCCAUUUGCCCGUGGCCCCCCUUGCCUAAAUUAUUUAAAAGA
Drosophila subpulchrella is the source of this 424-nucleotide messenger RNA. Its product is annotated as larval cuticle protein 65Ab1-like. Gene Ontology annotation, molecular function: structural constituent of chitin-based larval cuticle. The transcript has a single exon. Lineage: Eukaryota; Metazoa; Arthropoda; Insecta; Diptera; Drosophilidae. Bases 97 to 411 code for a protein of 104 amino acids. The record is from RefSeq and is a predicted model, not a curated record. Gene Ontology annotation, cellular component: chitin-based extracellular matrix.